AUGACUUUUGUUUCAAUUUUUGAUGCUGGAAAGUAUUAUGUGGUUGAUGCUGGAUAUCCUACAAGAACAGGGUAUCUUGGUCCGUAUCGUAGAGUUCGGUAUCAUCUUGAUCAGUUCAACAGAGGAGGACCACCAACGAACACUCGAGAAGUGUUCAACCGGAGACAUUCAAGCUUACGAUCAGUGAUUGAGCGGACAUUUGGAGUGUGGAAAGCAAAAUGGAGAAUUCUUGACCGUGGGCAUCCUAAAUAUGGUUUGAUCAAAUGGAUGAAGCUAGUGACGGCAACAAUGGCUCUACACAACUUCAUACGUGAUUCACAUCGAGAAGAUAAUGAUUUUGUGCAUUGGCAGGGAAGAGAAGAAUAUCAUGCUCAUGGUGAUAAUGAAGUUGAAGAUGAUGAAGAAGAAGAAGAAGAUGAUGGUGAUGGUUAUGAUGGACAUAUUCCAUAUAAUCCGACUGGUGACAGAGUCAUGGAAGAUUUACGUGAUCAUAUUACUAGUGAAUUGAGUAGAGGAUAUCGAUUACCUUAUUAG
This is a messenger RNA of Raphanus sativus (radish), 534 nucleotides long. RefSeq lists its product as uncharacterized. The transcript has a single exon. Bases 1 to 534 code for a protein of 177 amino acids. Lineage: Eukaryota; Viridiplantae; Streptophyta; Magnoliopsida; Brassicales; Brassicaceae. The record is from RefSeq and is a predicted model, not a curated record.